This is a messenger RNA of Aphanomyces astaci, 288 nucleotides long. RefSeq lists its product as hypothetical. The transcript has a single exon. Lineage: Eukaryota; Oomycota; Saprolegniomycetes; Saprolegniales; Verrucalvaceae. Bases 1 to 288 code for a protein of 95 amino acids. The record is from RefSeq and is a predicted model, not a curated record.
AUGGGGGUCGUCCGUGCGCUCUUGCGCCGCGUGCAGUCGCGGGGCGUGCUCGUGACGCGCGUCUUGGCCAUUCCGCAACCCCCUCGCCAUCACAAGGAUGACGCUACCCCGCACCCUUCAUCCGCGGACCCGCCGUCCGCGGAGGACUUGCCCAUCGAGUCGACGUUCAUCAAGCUGCAGAAAAAGUACAUCCAGGAAAUGGCGCUCAAGGAAUCCCUCGACGAGAAGCGGCACAAGCGCCGCCGCACCCUGUCGACCUUUCACUCUCCCUCAUCCAAACUCCCUUAA